AUGUCCUCUUCGCCCGAUGAAAUGUCAACGGUAGAGGAGAAGGGAGCAGUAAUGCACACAGAAAUGCUUUCCUUGCCAGGCCUUAGCCGAGACGAUGCGCUGUUCCUGGCUUCAUUCCCUGAGGACAAGAAGAAGAAGAUGCUGAGAAAGAUCGAUUGGAGACUUCUUCCGGUCCUGCUGUUGCUGUACCUUAUCACUUACAUCGACAAGGCCAACAUUGGCAACGCCAAGAUUGAAGGGCUGCUCAAGGAUCUGCACAUGAGUGGCAGAGAGUACAACGUCGCCCUUGCCAUUUUCUUCAUCCCCUAUGUCAUCUUUGAGGUUCCCAGCAACAUCAUUUUGAAGCUGUUCAAGCGCCCGUCGCAGUAUCUGGCCUUACUUGUCUUCCUCUGGGGUGUGAUUAUGACGUGCUCCGGACUGGUGAAGACUUACGGCGGUCUCGUGGCGAUGCGUUUCCUGCUUGGUCUCUUCGAGGCUGGCUUUUUCCCGGGUGCGAUUCUGCUGAUCAGUGAAUGGUAUCUACCGAACGAGGUACAGACUCGCAUCGCCGUUCUGUACUCCUCAGCGGCAACUGGUGGCGCCUUCUCGGGACUGCUUGCCUUCGGUAUUUCGAAGAUGGGUGGUAUUGCUGGCUUUAAGCCGUGGCGUUGGAUCUUCAUCAUCGAGGGCUGUGCCACACUCGUUGCAGCAGCAAUCUGCUUUUUCUGCCUUAUUGACAGCCCUGCCCUCUCUUCGCGAUGGCUUGAUGCGGACGAGAUCAGGUAUCUCCAGCUACGCCAAGCCGCCAGGCGCAUUACAAACUCUGAGGAGUACCGUACGAAGUACUUUGAUUGGCGCAUUCUAUGGGACGUCUUGACCGACUGGAAGAUCGUCCUGCUUUUCUUCGCCAAUUGGUCGCAAGCAGUUCCGAACUACGCACUCAAAUUCGCAAUGCCUUCGAUCAUGACUGGCAUGGGCUACAAAUCCGCGAACGCACAGUUAAUGACCAUUCCACCUUACGCGUGCGGCGCAAUCAUGUCGUACAUUCUGGCACGCAUUGCUGAUAAGAAGACCUGGCGCAUGCCUUUCAUUGUCGCGCCUCAGCUCUUGCUUAUCGUCGCCUAUGGUAUUUUAUCGGCGAAAGCUGGCAACAUCAAGCACAACGUUGGGCUUUGCUACUUUGCAGUCUGCUUGGCUUGCGCUGGGCUAUAUCCGAUCUUCCCUGGCGUGAGCGCGUGGAACGUCGCAAACCUUUGGGGUCCUACGAAACGAGGUAUGGGCAUCGCCUAUCUCAUCGCAGUCGGCAACAUCGGAGGCUUGAUUGGAAGCUUCAUAUACAUCGACAAGGAAGCGCCCAAGUACCCUACCGGUUAUGGAACUUCUUUGGGUUUCGCCGCUGCUGGUAUCGCGGCUUGCUUCGUUCUGGAGUAUGCUUUGUGGACUAUCAACAAGAAGAAUGAGAAGGUGUCCGAGGAUGAGAUACGCGCGAUGUACACAGACGAGAAGUUGGAGAGAAUGGGCGACAAGUCGCCGCUGUAUCGGUAUGCGUUGUAA
Messenger RNA from Baudoinia panamericana UAMH 10762, 1533 nucleotides. RefSeq lists its product as uncharacterized. Gene Ontology annotation, cellular component: membrane. Gene Ontology annotation, molecular function: transmembrane transporter activity. The record is from RefSeq and is a predicted model, not a curated record. Bases 1 to 1533 code for a protein of 510 amino acids. Lineage: Eukaryota; Fungi; Ascomycota; Dothideomycetes; Mycosphaerellales; Teratosphaeriaceae. Gene Ontology annotation, biological process: transmembrane transport. The transcript is spliced from 6 exons.